AUGGGCUCACUGGAUUAUCCACGACCUCUACCGGCCGUGUGGGACCACAUCGCCGAGACUGAGCCUAAUAAAGUCCUAUUCAGCAUUCCAAUUGGCUCAGAGGUCUCUGAUGGCUAUGAGGAUAUCACGGCUCGUACCUUUGCGGAUGCGAUCCAUCGUGCGUCGUGGUUUUUGGAGCGCGAAUUGGGCAGGUCUACCACCUUCGAGACUCUUGCCUAUCUCGGCCCAAGCGAUCUCCGGUACAUCAUUAUUAUGUCAGCAGCCUCAAAAGUUGGUUAUCAAACCUUCUGGACCUCUCCGAGGAACAGCUUUGAGGGCCACGUCAAGCUUAUGGAGGCGACGGAAUGCUCAAUCUGUCUCACACCAUCAGCAACUCCCCCAGGCCUCGAGCCAGUGAUCGAACGCUUGCAAAUGCGGCAUGUAACUGUUCCAGAGCAGAAUGUUUGGCUUCACUCUCCCGAGCCGGGGUCUGGCCUGAUGCUAGCCCACCAUUUCGCACAAUUCCUCAAUCAAGUCGUAGUCUUACCGCCUCCAGAUAAGCCUGUAACUCCAGAGCUAUCAGAUGAGAUCGUCCGCAGCGGGCUGGUAGACGGUGCCUUCCUUGCUCCAGCGAUCAUCGAUGCUAUAGCCAAAGAACCGGAGUUCCUAGAAAACUUGCGGAAGUUAAGAUUCGUCAUCUUCGCUGGCGCGCCGUUAUCAACCGAAAUCGGCGAUGUGGUCCGCAGCAGGACCAGGCUUCUUAACGCAUAUGGCCAAACAGAGCUCGGUCUCAUUGAUGAAUAUCGCCCAGACGACGAAGACUAUGCAUACGUCGAGUUCGGCCGGCUUUCCAACAUGGAGCUCCAGCACCACUCGGGCGAUCUGUACGAGGCCGUCAUGGUUAAAAAACCUGAACUUGCUCAGUUUCAAGCAGGGUUCAUCGCCGACCCUGAAGCUACUGAGAUUCGGUCUCGCGACCUAUUCGCGAGACAUCCGGAUCCGAAGAAGCCAAAUCUCUUCAUCCACCGCGGGAGGGCGGAUCAUGUCAUUGUCUUUGAGACGGGCGAAAAGAUCAACCCAACAUCCAUGGAAGCCUUGAUAAGCACGCAUCAGAGAGUCAAAUCGGCACUAGUGAUAGGGGAAGGUCGCUUCCAGUCCGCAUUGUUGGUUGAGCCCCGACACCCUGUGGAGACAGACAAGGAAAAAGAGGAACUACUUGAACAUAUUUGGCCCAUCAUCGAAGAUGCCAAUAGGGACUGUCCUGCACAUGGCCGAGUCGUAAAAAGCCAUGUGCUCUUUACAGAGCCAGGAAAGCCCUUCCCCCGGACAGGCAAGUCAACCAUUAGCCGUCCCGCUACUCUGGCUCUGUACAAAGAUGCAAUCGACCAAGUCUACAAUGCUGCCGAUUCGAUGCUUAGUGAGAACGCGCUCAGCAUUGAUCUUGCCGAGUCCCCGGAAUUUCUGCUGAAGCAGUUACGAGAAUUGGUUCGAACAACUACAGAUCUCGAGGUAGGCGGAGACGACGACAACUUGUAUCAGCUCGGUAUGGAUUCUCUUCAAACCCUGCAACUCUCUCGAGCUCUCCGGAGCAGCUUGGCAAAAUCUCACCAGAAAGUCGAUAAACUCGCCCCAAGCUUUAUUUAUGCUCAUCCGACCCUAAGAACAUUGAGCGAGGGUCUGCACAAUCUCUAUCAUGCAAAUGGUACUCAUGUAGAUGCAGAAGCGCACCUGCGGGAGAUGGAAUCAAUCCUGUCAGAAUACUCUCAGAUGCUGCCGAUCAAGAAGGCGAAACCGAGCCCUCGCUCCAUGCGGUCAGAACGUAUGAGCGUGCUCCUGACUGGGUCGACUGGAAGCUUGGGCUCAUACCUUCUUCACACGUUGUUGCAGCAAGAGCGUGUAGACCACGUCUACUGUCUGAACCGUUCGGCUGACGCAGAGUCUCGCCAAGCUUCGGCCAACACAGCACGUGGCUUGGUCAACUCUUUUGAUUCCUCUAGAGUCACAUUCUACACUUGCGAUUUCUCAAAGCCGCUCCUGGGACUCGAUGAGGCUGUGUAUGGCACCUUGCUGAACCAAGUCACGCAUAUUAUCCACAAUGCGUGGACCGUCAACUUCAAUCUGUCGCUUGCGACCUUUGCAAAGACGAACAUCGAAGGCAUCAAGACUUUGAUCGAGUUCAGCGUCGACUCCGCUCGGCGAAGUCAGAUCUUCUUUGUGUCCAGUGUUGGGACCGCGGUGCGCUGGAAGAAGGCUGGCCACCCAGGCGCUGUUCCAGAAGAGGUGAUGCCUGAUCCCAGGACCGCUGAAGAACAGGGCUACGCGCAAUCCAAAUGGAUCUCGGAACAACUGUUGCACACUGCUAAUGCCAAUAACAACGUUGAUGUAUGCAGUCUCCGUGUUGGCCAGAUUGCAGGUCCAGUAGGAACAGACAAAGGGGCCUGGAACAAGACCGAAUGGUUCCCACUGUUCUUGACUAGCUGCAAGGUGCUGGGGAUGCUACCAAAGCAACUCCCAGUCUCCAAUACCAUCGACUGGAUUCCGGUCAACAUACUCGCCGAGGUUAUUGUGGAGCUUGUUCAGCAUGGCGCCAGUGGCGAGGGCAGUCUCGUGUACAAUCUGGUCAACCCGUCUUCGAGCACAUGGCAAGAGCUUUAUCCCAUCGUACGCCGCGCACUUGCAGAGUCCGGCGAGAAUGAAAUCAAGCUCGUCGAGUAUGCCGACUGGGUGCGAGCCCUGGAGAGAGUGGCAUCGGAGAAAGUCACUCAAACCGAGGUUCAGACCAAUCCUGCGGUCAAGCUACUGGAAUUCUUCCAGGCCGUGGCGAUAGACGAUGACGAUGAAGCCGAGUUGAAUAUAUCAACUGAAAAGGCAACAAAAAGGUCACCGACACUGCGAUCGUGUUCACCCGUAACGGCGGAAUGGAUGUCUCUGUGGGUAGGUCAGCUAGGAUUAGGGUUGCGGAACUAG
Thyridium curvatum is the source of this 2946-nucleotide messenger RNA. RefSeq lists its product as uncharacterized. Lineage: Eukaryota; Fungi; Ascomycota; Sordariomycetes; Thyridiales; Thyridiaceae. Bases 1 to 2946 code for a protein of 981 amino acids. The transcript is spliced from 2 exons. The record is from RefSeq and is a predicted model, not a curated record.